AUGAAUCAAAGCAGUGAAGGAUGUAUGAAAAAGAUUAGCAGUGUGAAUAUUGACAAACUUAUAAAUGACUUCUCACAGAUAGAAAAGAAAAUGAUAGAAACCAGUGGAAAAAACAAUAUAAUGGAUAUGCAGUUGGAAAAAGCUAACUGUUUACUGAAAGUAAUGCAAACAAAGGAGGUCGCAAUUAAGGAAGAAUGUGCUACUCUUCACGAUGUGAUAAAAGGGCUACAACAGACCAUUGAAUAUCAACAUAAUUUGAAAGGUGAAAAUGAACAACUAAAAAGAAAUGCUGAUCUUAUGAAAGACAAGUUAAAAACUCAUGAACAGGAAUAUAAGAAUAAUAUUGCCAAACUUAUGAGUGAAAUGAAAGUCAAAGAGGAGGGACAUAAGAUAGAAAUAACAAAACUUUAUCAAGAUAUGAAGAAACAAGUGGAAUUAAUUGAAGAAAAGAAUAAAGAACUGAUAGAGAAAAAGGAGGUGGAAAUUUCAGAGUUAAAUGAAAAGUUGAAAGCUCAAGAAAAGGAAAAACAAAAUGAAAUAAUCAAACUACAGCUAGAGUUUGAUGCCAAACUAGCAAGAUUUCAAACUAAAUCAAAAUCAUAUCCAGAUUCUACUGUUUUGCCACACAGUAUCUACAGAAGGAAGCUUCAGCAUCUUCAAGAAGAGAAAAACAAGGAGAUUUCAAUUCUUCGUAAUACCAUUCGCGAUUUAGAGCAACGCCUCUCUGUCAGCAAAGAUUCUCAACUUGAACUUGUUGGCAAAGCUUCUCACUUUAAGCAUAGACGGUUUUGAGUGUAGAAGUAAAUUCAUUAGCUGCUUUUAAUUUCUUUGAAAGCAGUUGAAAAUUCAUUUCUAUUGUCAAUAUAACAUACUACCUAAGUAAUAACAACAAUGAAAAC
Molecule: messenger RNA, 899 nt
Organism: Hippopotamus amphibius kiboko
Lineage: Eukaryota; Metazoa; Chordata; Mammalia; Artiodactyla; Hippopotamidae
Gene: CCDC152
Product: coiled-coil domain containing 152
Exons: 8
Coding region: 1-792 (263 amino acids)
Source: RefSeq, a predicted model, not a curated record